UUUAUGUCAAUCACAGGCUUUUACAGCUACGUGAAGAAGCAGAGGUUUGAAUGAAUCAUGAUCCAAGCUGGGGAGGAGGAUAACUCAUCAAGAAUUUCAGACGAAGAAGGAACUCAAAAGCAAGACAUCCAUGGAUUGGAAGAUAAACAAUAUUCAGAGGCAAAGAACAUUCUGUACUCUGUUCAUGAAGAACAAACGCAAAUCCAGUUUCAGUUGGCUUCCUUCGGUAAAGCAAAAAAGAAAAGGUAUGAAAACUUUUUGCCGUUUGCUUGAUUGUAAGGAAAACGAAUGCUAGCCGAGAAAUCGAGGAAAGUAGCAGUUAACUUGAUUUGAAAUGCAAAGAAUUUAGGGCGACUACAUAGCGAUCCAUUUUGAAGACGAAAAAGGAAGAAAUCGAGAAUCAAUCGGACGAAAUUGAACCCUGACAAUGGCCGGACUUCUUGACAUUGUUGCCGGAAAUCUGCUCGGAAGGAUAGUUAAAGCCGCUGACCGACCAGAUUUUCGUCAUAUCCGAAGCGAACUAAGAAACCUUGAAACGACUGUGUCGAAUCUCAAGCCCAGACUCAGAGACGCCGAGGAGAAGCAGGCAAGCGAUGCGGAACUCUAUGAUCUGCUUAAGCGACUCAAACAUGCAUUUUCAAUGGCCGACGAUCUGCUUGAGGAAUUGGAAUGCGAAUACUUGAAGUGGAGAGUGCAGAAUAGAAAGAAUGACGUUGACAAAAAAAGAUGCCAGUUCUUCUCUUGUUUCUCGUCCAAUUUCUUCGUUUCUGCAACUAAAACUGCCGCUAAAAUCAACGAAAUCACGAAGACUUUAGAUACGAUUGAGGAAACCAUGUCUGAAUUCUCUCUGGUUGAAGAUGAAAAUGAACAUAUCAAACGUUUGAAGAGUGAAAUGAGUCUGCGGACCUCCAUUACUGGUUCACAAGUUUUCUCAAGGCUUCUGCAUUUGAAAAAAGAGGCGAUUCUCUCUGAUAAUUUCGACUACAUUGUUGGUAGAGAUGAAGCAAAACAGAGUAUCAUUGAUGAACUACUGAAGGAUGAAGAUGAUGAACAAAAAUCUCGGCUUAUUCUUUCAAUCCAUGGAGAUGGAGGGAUGGGAAAGACGGCUCUGGCCAAGUUAGUUUACAAUGCCCACCAAGUGUUUGAUCAUUUUGACAAGAGAAUGUGGAUAUGUGUUUCUGAAGAUUUUGAUGUUCGGAGAAUCAGAAGGGAGGUUCUCAGUUCAGCAACUGGAGAAAAGGUUAGUGAUCUCUUAACCGACUGCCGUUUACUAAUCCGGCUCAAACGGAGCUUUGCCGGCCGUAAAUUGUUGCUUGUUUUGGAUGAUUUUGGGGCUUUGGACCCUGAUAGAGUAUCAGAACUGGAAAAAUUAGUGAAGAUGGGUGCUAAUGGCAGCAAGAUCAUGAUCACCACUCGCAGUGAGCAAACUGUACAGGAUUCUGCAACAUACAAGGUUGAAAAACUCGACGAGGAGAAAUCCAUGGUUUUAUUUGAACAGACAUUUGGAAGCAAAAACCUUACUGAAAAUAUGACCAGAAUUCACAGUGAACUCAAGAAAGAACUUGUGCCAAAAUGUGGAGGAGUUCCUUUGGCAAUCAAAUCCUUGGCAGGACUGCUUUCUUCGGAAGCGAGUGAUGGUGUCGAGUGGUUGGAUGUCAAGGCCUUGAGGGAGAAAUUGAAACAGGAAGAGGUGAAGGAGGGUGGUUGCGUUUUACAUGCACUGAGACUGAGUUAUGAUCUAAUGCCAUCUUACUUAAAGCCUUGUUUUCUUUGCUUUGCAUUGUUGCCUAAAGAUUAUGUGUUCUACUCAUUUGAGAUAAUCCAGUUAUGGAUGGCGCAAGGAAUCCUUCAUUCAGAUAGCCAAGAUCCCGAGGAUGUUGGGGAGCAAUACUUCAAAGAAUUGUGGUCUCGCGGUUUACUCGAAGACGUUGAGGAGCAUGCUCUUGGAUAUUGGUUCAAAAUCCAUAGCCUUGUCCAUGAUCUUGCAGUCCAACAGGCUAGUAAGGAACAACAGGACCUGGAAUUUUUGCAUCAGCUGUCAUUUGUCGACUGCAACAACAAGGAUUUGCCCGGGGCGACAUGUGAUAAAAUUUGUGUUCUUUCCAUUCCAGUGGGAGGAGAUGUGGAGCCAAAGAUCAAUGGAGUUCCUCUUUUCAAAUGCAUCACCAAGUUCAGGGAGCUAAGGGUCUUAUACUUAUGCAACUCUUCCUUGGAAGAAAUUCCAACCUCCAUCGACGCGCUGAAACAUUUAAGGUACUUAGAUUUGCGAGGGAGCCGACGACUCAAGAGGUUGCCAGAGUCUAUUUGCAAGCUACAGAGCCUGCAGACCCUGAUACUUGCAUUCUGCUCAGAGCUUGAAGAGCUUCCCAAAGACAUAGGGAAUUUGAUCAGCCUCAGAUUCUUAUGGAUACAGACAAAGCAAGCCAGCUUGGGAAAAGAUGGCAUAGGAUGCUUAACAUCGCUUCGUUUUCUCGCGAUCGGAGGGAGCAAAAACUUGACUCGCUUGUUUGAAGAUAUUGACAGACUCAAUUUGCUUCAAACACUAGUCAUUUAUGAUUGCAAAUCUCUGCUAACAUUGCCAAAAGGCAUGGAAAGCUUNCAAUUUGCUUCAAACACUAAUCAUUUAUGA
Messenger RNA from Cucurbita pepo subsp. pepo (vegetable marrow), 2629 nucleotides. NCBI's taxonomy places the organism in Eukaryota, Viridiplantae, Streptophyta, Magnoliopsida, Cucurbitales, Cucurbitaceae. The record is from RefSeq and is a predicted model, not a curated record.